This is a messenger RNA of Cherax quadricarinatus, 7323 nucleotides long. NCBI's taxonomy places the organism in Eukaryota, Metazoa, Arthropoda, Malacostraca, Decapoda, Parastacidae. The record is from RefSeq and is a predicted model, not a curated record.
AUGAUUGGAAGGUACACAACAUGGGUGUUUAAAAGCUUUUUGGAAGUUUAUAGAAAGGGGGGGGAAAAUCCCUUCCUCUUGAAACCCCGGGAAACAAAAUUUUUGGGUGUUGAUGUUUCCAUUUGGCUUCACCAAGCUGUGAAAGGUUUCCGAGGACCAGGAGGAGCUAAUGUUGCAAAUGCACAUUUCUGACAAUGUUUCAUCGAAUUUUGUAAUACUUUCUAUCGCAUAAAAACCUGUGUUUGUCUUUUAUGGGGUGUUCCUUAUCUAAAGAAGCAGACCCUAGCAUCUCGGAAACUAAGACGAGAUGUUGCUGCUAGUAAAGCUAAACAAGUGCGAGAACGUCUUCUUAAGAAUCUUCUAAAAAGUCAAGCUGUCCGUAAAGCUUUAGGAAGGGCAGGUCCUGGUCCAAAUAUUGCCCAUGUAGUAAGAGCUCAAAAGAAAGAAAAGGAUAUGUUUGAACUCCCACCCCUUUCCAAUUCUGAAAAUGGUUUAACUUCUUUAAAAUCUGAAGAUUCUGAAGAUGAAGGUGAAUACAUUUUAAGAAAUUUUAAAUUGCCAAAUCUCCAUCAGUUUAAUUUUGAAAGCAAUGAAUUUAAAUCUCUGAGCAUAGAAGCACAACAUGAAAUCUUAAGUGAACUGCAAGAUACACGUAAACAGAAUUCCUGGAGUUGCAUCAACGAAAUGCCUCAGGAAUCUGAGAACUUUGCAGAAUUUCAAAUGGGUAGACUCAUAAAGAGACGUACUUUUCAAGCUACCUUAGACUCCACACGGGAAGAGAUCAGAAAAAGAAAAGCUGCUGAAAUGGAAGCAGAGAUGUUUGGCGAGUUGGAGAAACAUGUUAGUCUUUCACAGCGAAUCAUAUCUGAAGACGAUGCUCAUUCUGUAUUUGUGAAAAAGAUAAAGGCUAAUGAAGAACUAAAUGAUAAUAACUUCUUAAAGGAAGACAAGGGUAAGUCGCCCAUGAAAAGACCAAAAAAGGCAUUUGAAAAAGAUUUUUUGACAGAGUUAGCCAAACAAGGAGUUGUCAGAUCCUAUCAUUCUGAUUCAGAUAAUGAUGAUGAUGAUAUAUGCUAUGAGUUGGAAAAUUCAGACAAAGACGUCUUUAGUGGCAAUGAAAAUGAAGGUAAAAGACUAGUUGAUAUUGAAGAAGAAGGCUUUCUACAUAUUGUAAGCACACUGAUGGAAAACAGUGGCUUGACACAGCAGGAGAUCCUUGCCAUGAUAAAACAGGACAGCAGUAACCAAAGUCAACUGGAACACAAACCUAGAAAUGAAGAUGUGCCAUCAACUUCGGAUAAAGCUCCAGGGUUCGUUUUUAAUCCUGAUGCUGAGUCUUCUGAUGAUGAUGGGGACUUCAUAGAGGUUUCAGAAGCUUCAUCCCAACAUUCUCCAAAAAGUUCAAGUAAAGAUGGUGCUGGUGCAGAAAACACAGACAAAAAUAAUUUAGAUAAAUUAUUAUCAACGAAGACUGACAGCUUAUGGAUGAAGAUUAUUCACCAAAAACUGGACGAUUUGGUACAUACAAAUGCCUUUAAUACUUCACCCAAAAAGGCCAGUUUAGACAGUCGAAAACUUGUUUGUAAAGAGGUUAAGAAAGAUGUUAAUAAUGGUCAUGACAUUGAAAAUUUAAAAGCUGUUAAAAUUUCUUUGGAUUUUGAUGUAAAACCUUUGAAAAUGGAAGAUGAUAUUUUUGCUGACAUUUUUACUGACAUCAAUAAACCAAUAUCCAGACCUGUUCUGAAUCCUCAGAAAAAUUAUCCUGCAAGUAAAAUUAAAAUAACAAAGCAGGCUGUUAAAAACUUUUCAAAAAGGCAAAAUGAAGACAGAGCAACAAAUGGAACAAUUGGUAAAUUUACUGAGAAUGGAAAAACAAAUAAGGAGUUAUCAUUUUCCCAACACGGGAUUGAUUCUGUAGUGGAAGACAGUGUGUCAGGUACCUGUAAUAAGAUUUCUACCUUGGGAAAACUUUGUACAGAUUACCCCAAUAUUAUAAGUACAGAUGCAGAGAUAUCCAGUGUGACCCCUGAAGAUCAAAGAACCGAUGAGUCAUUUCAAACCAAGAUCAAUGAACUUGUAAACUUGAAAGUUGAGGAAUUGGUGAAAAAUGCUUCUCAACAAAAUAAAGUAGUAUUUUGUAAAUCUUCUAAUUCUGGAGAACAAGAUCUAAAUGAUGUAGAACUUAUGAGUUCUAGUGAUGAUAGUGAUUCUGAUGAAAGUCACAUAACCAAAAGUCAACUUGAGCCAUCAAAGAACCCAGGAUUAAAUGUUCAUGAUGAUACACUAACAACAGACAGCAGAGUAUUGCUGCCUUCAGAUAUUGAUGUGAAUGACACUGAUCUUGUAGUUUUAAAGGAAAGUCACAAAAAUGAUCUGGCUACUAAAACUAAUUGUGAUGUGAAGCAAAAGAGCAGUCAUGUUCAACAGGAAAUUGAAGCAUGUAUUGAACUUAUUGUAGAACAGCAGUCAAACCAGCCAGAUGCAAGUCACAUUAAUUCAUUGUCUGUAACAAAGUUAGAAAAUAAUAGAGAGGAUGUUUCUGAGAAAAAACAUUUCAAAGAUCAGUCUGAUUUUAAAAAUAGUGAGAAGGCUAAUACAGAUUAUGAAACAUAUGAGUCAUCUUUAGAUACAGUGGCAAAUGAUCCAGCAUUGGAAUCAUUAAAUGAAACAGUUGAAAGACCCCAGAAUUACUCCAAGGAUGAACUAAAAUGCUUGGAGAAAGAAUUGGCUUCAGAACAAGAAACACUUGUAGCACAGGCACAAAAAUCAGAUAGAAUUGCUUCAAAUUUGAAUGAUCAAAUGUAUGGGGAGUCACAGAAACUUUUACAGCUUUUUGGCAUUCCUUAUCUUGUAGCACCAAUGGAAGCAGAGGCACAGUGUGCUUUUCUUGAAUCUGUGAAUCUCUCUGCUGGGACUAUUACAGAUGACUCUGAUAUAUUUCUCUUUGGGGGCAGCAAGGUUUACAAAAACUUUUUUAAUCAAACCAAACAUGUAGAAUUUUUUAAUACAGGUAACAUUGAAGCUAACUUAGGAUUGGAUAGACACAAAAUGAUAUCUCUAGCUCUACUUACAGGGAGCGAUUAUACCGAGGGUGUAGAAUCUAUUGGAUCUGUGACAGCUAUGGAAGUUCUUGCUGAAUUUCCUGGUGAAAGUAUUGAAUGUCUUCGCAAUCUUAAGAAAUGGUGGAAUACUGCCCAUAAAAAUGUAACUUCUAUAUAUGCAUCUAAAGUGAAGCAAAGACUCUCUCAUGUAAUGCUUCCUGAAUCUUUUCCAAAUGAAAGAGUUUAUGAAGCUUAUUUAAAACCUGAUGUAGAUGAAUCAAGAGAAAAAUUUACUUGGGCUGUCCCUAAUGUUGAAGCCUUACGCACAUUUAUAAUGGAGAAAUUUGGUUGGAACCUUGCGAAGGUUGAUGAGAUCUUAAUACCAGUUAUGAAAAAGUUGGGAGUGAAAGCUUCUCAGAUGAGGAUUGAUUCAUACUUUACUAGUAUUAAGCUUGUAAAAGAACCUAAAAUAACCAGCAAGAGAGUUCAAGAUGCUAUUGCAAAGGCAAAAGGACAGACCUCACCAAAUUCAAGCUCACCAGCACUUAGGGAUAAGCUUAAGAAAUUCUCUACAAAAAGCAAAUCUGAGAAAAAGAGGAGAAAGGUAAUGGAUCCUGAUGGCAUAUUGGAUGAAAUUUCUGAAAAGGUGUCUGCUGGUAUGGACAGUUUACCAGGAACUAAUGAACCAUCUUCCUCAAAACCUUCAAGAACUUUGUUAAUGGACCCAUCAGAGAGUAGCAGCAAUGUAGUGGAACUGUCCAAGCGAAAGAGAAAGUAUGAAAAGAAGUCCAAGAAUUGUGAGGGGAGUGUGUCUGAGGAAACAUCAUCUCAGAAAUCAUCCACUGUAGAUGAUAUAGAGCUGCAGCCACCAAGAAAGCUAACUAAGGAGAUUAUGUAUAAAGCUCUUUUAGAAAAAGAAACCAUCAGUCAAAGAGAAUGUGAUAAAAAGAUGAUGGAAGAGAGGAAAGAGGCAGCAGCACAGUUAUUGAAGAAACAAAAUGAGUUGAGGAAGAGGCACAGAAGAUGAGCAAUCUACAUGUACAAAUACAGUGUACCUAUAAAUUACAGUGGUAUCUUGGUAUAUGUCCUUAAUCCGUUCCACGACCUUGGACUUAUACCAAACAGGAUGUAUACCAAACGAAUUUUCCCAUAAGAAAUAUAGGAAAAACGAUUAAUCAGUUACCAUGAAAAAAAUCCUAUUGUUAUGGGCAUAUUAUACAUUGAUGGGGUUGUAUAAAAUAAUUUAAACACUGCUUAGAUACAUACAUAAAUACAAAAGAAUUAGAUGAAAUGCAAAUUCAACCUCACUUUACUCUGCUGAAAAGAGUCAAGUGCUUACUGAGCUCCCUGAGAAGGGAGGAGGAGGAGGAAAUGUUAUUGUUUGGAAGGAGAGUCCCCUUCUCUUCUGUCUCUUUUCCCUAUUUGGACCUGGUUGAAGCUCACCAGGUUUGACUUUUGCUAAAAAUCUGUCCAAAGAACUUUGCUUCUGCCUUCUCAGGAUGUUUCGGAAAUGUGAAAGUGUCUGGUCAUUCCAGACAAUGCUAUUACGGCUUGUUUGGGCUUUGUUGGGGUGGUACUUCUCUGCUAAGGUUUUGAUGUCCAUCCAUUUGGCCAAGAUUUCCUUGAUUAAUGAAGUAGGGACUUCCUCUGUGUCCUCUUCUGAGCCUGAAGAGAGUUCAUCCAUCUUGGUCUUGUGCUCCUCCUCAAGUUCCUGUAGCUCCUCAGUGGUCAGUUCUUCCCUGUGCCCCUCCACUAACUCCUUCACUUCACUUUCACUCACAUCUAAGCCCAUGGACCUGCCAAGAGACGCAAUAUCCUCCAUUAUAGACACAGCCUCAAAGCAACGGGCAUACUAAUGCUAGUGGGCAUUCAUGGAUUUGUCUCGAGAGAGAGGUAAACAACGAUAGAGCAUGGUGUCGUGACUCAUUUUGACCCAUACAAGUUCUGGCACGUGAGUCGUAUUCCAAACAAAGGUCAUAUACCAAGCAAAAAUUUUCACGUCCGAACAGGAUGUAUACCAAGUUGGACUUAUUCCAAAGCAGACGUAUACUGAGGUACCACUGUACUUUAAUGUAUGUUUAAUAUAUGCUCUUCUACCAGUGGUAAAAUUGCUUAAGUAUACAGGUACUUCUCAACUUAUCAUGGUUUGACUUAAGAUAUUUCGACUUUAUGAUGGUGCAAAAGCAAUUAUUUUAGAGAUGAAAUUUUAGAUAAUUAUCCAACAUGAAGAUGGCAAGUUCAUAACUUGUAUUUAUUUACAGUGGACCCUCGACUAACGCUAUUAAUCCGUUCCUGAGAGCUCAUCGUUAGUCAAAAUUAUCGUUAAUCAAGUUAAUUUUCCCCAUAAGAAAUAAUGGAAAUCAAAUUAAUCCGUGCAGGACACCCCAAAGUAUAAAAAAAAAAUUGUUUUUACCACAUGAAAUAUUAAUUUUAAUACACACAAACUGAAGAAGACAUGCACAGUUACAUGACACUUACCUUUAUUGAAGAUCUGGUGAUGAUUGAUGGGUUGGGAGGAGGGGAGAGUGUUGAUGGUCUUAGUGUUUAGAAGGGUAAUCCCCUUCCAUUAGGACUUGAGAUAAUAUGAAAUGUUCCGAUUGUAUGUUUGGAUGGGACCAUGGUGGUUGGCUGGCUUGUAAACACUGGCACCCACGGGACAAGUGAGGCAGGCUCAGGCCAAAGUGGACGCGUCUCGAAAGGAACGAAUAGCGUUGGUCGGGUUUUUUAGCGCUAGUCGAGGCAAAAUUUUUGCGUUAAAAUGUAUCGCUAGUCGGAUUUAACGUCAGACGAUGCCAGCGUUGGUCGAGGGUCCACUGUAUUUACUUUCCAAUACUGGCAUGUGGUUACAGUAAUUAUUUUUUUAUUUACUUAUUCAGUGACGUUAGUUAUUUGUUUACUUAUUUAUUUUGCUUAUUGUAUUCGACUUACAGUGGAUUCGUCAGAAUGUAACCCCAUCAUAAGUCAAGGAGCACCUGUAUAAUUUAUGUAUGUACUACUGAGUGUAGAUGUACAUUGGAACCUUGGUACUUGAACAGCUCCCUACUCAAACAAUUUGGUAUUUGAAUGCUUUGUUCAGUAAAAAAAAAACGCUUGGUAGUCGACCGUUUGCUGAACACUCGACCAAACACACACAACCUGCCAAAACUUUGCUGUAAACUAUUUCAUGUUUCUUCACAUUUUUUGGUUUUUAUAUUUGUAUAAAUAAGUUACCAUGGGGCCUAUGAAGAAUAAUGAUAACAGCCAACCAAAAAGAAAAUUGGUUGGGAACAAUUUGUUAGGUACUUGAACAGCCUUCUGGAAUGAAUUAAGUUCGAGUACCGAGGUUCCACUAUAUUCAUUUCCUGGAUCGAAACUUACAAUUUAAGUAAAAUAAUGGAAAGAUGCAAAGUUAUAUAACAGAACAUUAGUGUACACACUAUUGCUUCAGUAUAAAUAAGUGUUAGUUUGUUGAGUAAUGUCUAUUUUUAAAUUCCUGUAUUGAUUUAAUAAAAAAAUUUAAAUUACAUGUUUGGUUCAAUAUUUUAUAACCAUAAUGAAACUCUCAGGGCCCCAUGAGAAAAACUUUUUGUUUGACAGUGGGAUUACUCCAGCAAAGCAUAUGCCAUGCUCUAGGUGCAUCAGAUACAACAUAAUAUAAAUUCCAACAUCAGUGCUCCCUUAUAACUAGUGUAAUCCUGCAAACUUUUUCCUACCUUCAUACUUCUUACUUUUUUGUAUUUGUUCUCUGUAUAAAAUGCCAUAAAGGCUCAGUUAUCUGUAGUAAUGAUGGCUUUAAAUAGUGUAGAUAUUGAUUUAAAUAAACAAUCUAUGAGUGUAUGCUUUAAUUGGAAAAUCACUAGAAAAAAAAAAGAACUGAGUACAGCUAAAGUUUUGUUCACUUGCCUUGGCUGAGCUGCACCCAUCGCCACAGUACAUAAUUACUUUUACAUUUGAAAAAUACCAUACUCAGGAUGUGAAUUAAAAAUUUGCAUUAUUUAAAAAGUAAAUACAGCAGGACCCCCAUAUCUGCAAGGGAUAAGUUCCAAGGACCUGCCUUGGGUACUGAAACUGUUGAUAGUAGCAAACCCUAUAUACAGUGGACCCCCGGUUAACGAUUUUAAUCCGUGCAAGAGGGCUCAUCGUUAUGCGAAAUAAUCGUUAUGCGAAUGAAUUUUCCCCAUAAGAAAUAAUGGAAAUAAAAUUAAUCCGUGCAAGACGCCCAAAAGUAUGAAAAAAAUUUUUUUUUACCACAUGAAAUGUUAAUUUUAAUACACACAAACUGAAAAAGGCAUGCACAAUUACA